Messenger RNA from Odobenus rosmarus divergens (Pacific walrus), 1082 nucleotides. It is a transcript of the gene CLDN5, whose product is annotated as claudin 5. Lineage: Eukaryota; Metazoa; Chordata; Mammalia; Carnivora; Odobenidae. Gene Ontology annotation, molecular function: structural molecule activity. Gene Ontology annotation, biological process: bicellular tight junction assembly; cell adhesion. Gene Ontology annotation, cellular component: bicellular tight junction; plasma membrane. The record is from RefSeq and is a predicted model, not a curated record.
AUGGCCGGCGCGCGGAUUGGCUGCUUGGGGACCAGGGGCCGGGCCCGCGGCGCAGAGUGCCCCGAACCUUCAAAUAGGAAGCCCCCGACAGGCUCCCGCAGAUCCGAGGCUGUGUUGCAGACGUGCCGGGAUCGGGGACUGGAGGCGGUGAGCCGAGCGCCCGGGCGCAGAGGCACCAAGAGCCCGUUUAGGGCGCCAAGCACCUCCAUCGAGGCACCGCCGCGCCCAGCCCGGAGGCCCGGGGGCCGUCGGGCGCCGGUCUCGCCUCCAGCCAUGGGGUCGGCGGCGCUGGAGAUCCUCGGCCUGGUGCUGUGCCUGGUGGGCUGGGUGGGCCUGAUCCUGGCGUGCGGGUUGCCCAUGUGGCAGGUGACUGCCUUCCUGGACCACAACAUCGUGACGGCGCAGACCACAUGGAAGGGGCUGUGGAUGUCGUGCGUGGUGCAGAGCACCGGGCACAUGCAGUGCAAGGUGUACGAUUCGGUGCUGGCGCUGAGCACAGAGGUGCAGGCGGCGCGGGCGCUCACCGUGGGCGCAGUGCUGCUGGCGCUGGUCGCGCUCUUCGUGACCCUGGCGGGCGCUCAGUGCACCACCUGCGUGGCACCCGGCCCGGCCAAGGCGCGGGUGGCCCUCACGGGCGGCGCGCUCUACGCACUCUGCGGGCUGCUGGCGCUCGUGCCGCUCUGCUGGUUCGCCAACAUCGUGGUCCGCGAGUUCUACGACCCGACGGUGCCCAUGUCGCAGAAGUAUGAGCUGGGCGCGGCGCUGUACAUCGGCUGGGCGGCUUCCGCGCUGCUCAUGUGCGGCGGCGGCCUCGUGUGCUGCGGCGCCUGGGUCUGCGCUGGCCGCCCCGACUUCAGCUUCCCAGUCAAGUACUCCGCGUCGCGGCGGCCCACGGCCACCGGCGACUAUGACAAGAAGAACUACGUCUGAGGGCGCCGGACUCGGCGGGGCCCCUCGCGCUAGCCACUCCCACGAGCCGGACGACUGACUAGGGGAGCCCCGCAUGCACGGCGGAACGGCCGGCUCUGUGCCUGGACGUGGCGCACCGACUGACUUUUGAGACCCUGCUCGCGCCCGCAGCC